GCGAUGUCUUCCAAGAUUCAGCCUCCUCUAGGCCAGAGACCACGUGCGAGCUGCCCCUUCGCCUUCCCUCGUCUUCCCCAUGAUUCAAGCGACGGUACUAGUAACCCACGGUCGAAUUUGCGACUUGGGUAGCACGGAUAGAGCGUCAUUCGUGGUGGGGGAUGGGCCUGACUCGGGCGUGUGAGCAAGUGCCCAAGUGCCAGCCACACGCAUCACUCUCCUCAAUGGUGCCUGACUCAGGGGGAGCAAUGAGAGAUCUGCUACGCAUUCGGCCAGCCACUCCACUCUGCUUUGCCGGACCUCCAACCACGCCCUUGGCAGGGCCUCAAGUCCCUUCGUCCUGCUUAGCAGUUUUCUGUCCCUUUCCCCCUUCGGCUCUUCUCACACUUAUCGGCGACGCUUUUGACGACGGCAUGGUCGAGAUGCCCCCCUCGGUUGACGAAUCGGCCGGUUCUGCGGUCUGGCGCUGCAUGCCACCAUCGCGGGCUUUCUCCAUUCGCUCGCUGGACUACUCCUCUCAUCUGUCUCGAGUACUCUCAUUCGCCUGGCAUGCCACAUUUCAAAGUCGCUGGCAAGGAUCUCUGGAGUGGGAAAGAGCGGCACCGCCUAUCAUCUGCAUCAGCGUCACUCCCAUUUCAACCAGAGUUUUCAUGCACACGUCCAUCUUCUCCAUGUCCUUGCCGCUUUUUACUUGCAUACCUUCAACCUUUAUUGAUUCUUUUCUACCUGCACCAUUACCGUAACACAGUUCCGUCUUAUCCAGGCGGUCGAGGCUGAAGUCAUAGCCCCCCAAGAACAUGGCAUUUUCUGUCCACAGUCACACAACCUCCUCAUGCAGGGUCUUUUCGUGCAACUCAACACAACGUUUUUUUUCCCUUGGUCAGCCAUCUCGCAUCCUGACAGCUGUCUGGGUGGUCUGGGCGACCCUCGUGUCUCUCGUCGGCUUCGGGGAGUCGCUCCGAUCUAAAAAAAGGCAGUUGCUUCUCGAUGAAGGAGGUUUGGAGCCUCUCGGCCGUUUUCUCUGUUCGCCAGCUUUCACUCGAAAUGAACUUAGAGACAAGCUGAAUAUUACUGACGAGUGAUUGGUCAGGCCUUGCAGUUGCUUUUCCAAGUUUACAAAA
This is a messenger RNA of Hyaloscypha bicolor E, 1121 nucleotides long. RefSeq lists its product as uncharacterized. The record is from RefSeq and is a predicted model, not a curated record. The transcript has a single exon. The coding region runs from base 162 to 743 and encodes 193 amino acids. Lineage: Eukaryota; Fungi; Ascomycota; Leotiomycetes; Helotiales; Hyaloscyphaceae.